AUGGUCCAGUGUUUGGAAGUAGCCCUAAUCUUCCCCACACCUGCCAUGGUCAUGCCAAGCUAUAAAUACGGGGUUCAUAAGAGGAUCCACCAGGUGUCAGUCGCAGCCUUGGAUCCACAGUGGAACCACAAUCCGCCCGGGCACCCAGCCUUUGGGCCGGAGACGCUCCAAACCAGCAACUACUCAUUGGUGUUACUGAUUCAGCUUAGCUUGCUUUCCUUUGACUUGUUUGUUAACUCCUUCAGCGAGCUGCUGAGGACCGAACCUGCUGUCCAGCUGGUACUUUUCAUCAUCCAGGACAUUUCCAUCUUAUUCAACCUGAUCAUCAUUCUGCUGAUGCUGUUCAACACGUACGUGUUCCAGGUUGGCCUGGUUGCCAUACUGCUGGAGCGAUUUAGAGCCCUGCUAAUGCUCUCUGCUCUCUACCUGACCUUCAGUAUCAUACUGCAUUCCUGGCUCAUGAAUCUGCGGUGGCUGAACACUAACAGAUUUAUUUGGACAGAUGGCCUUCAGGUGCUCUUUAUGUUCCAAAGAUCUGCAUCUGUGUUGUACUACUACUUCUACAAGAGGACCUCAGAGUAUCUGGGUGACCCUCGCCUCUAUGAGGAUUCACCGUGGCUGCGAGAAGUCUUUGCUCGAGUCAGACAGUGAUCUCACUGCAACAGAGUUCACGCUGUCAGAAGUUCAGAGAUAAAAAAUGUCCAAGUAUAAAACACCCCAUAAAUGUUCCACAAAAAAAACUUUAAUCUGUUCUGGUCAUUUCAGCUCAGUUAGUUUUCAAAAUAAAGUAGAUUUUCUUAAAGAUAUAUACAGUCACAAUUCCAUUGUAAAACAUUUUACCACACUGACAAUAACCAUUCAGGCCUCAAAUGGAUUUCUUGUACAUGGACAGUACUUAUAUUGUAGCAGAUGCAGAUCUAUUUGACAGGUAAAAAAAAUCCUCAUAACGUUUCUUUUCUAGGUAGGGAGGAUUGUGCCAAAGACAGGAAAGGAAAAAAAUAAAGCCAGAACGUCUGAUGACGCUUGCGUUUUGUUCAUAUGGAAGAAAGUGACAUGAAAGCUGAGUUAAUGAUAUUUUGGUAAUACUUUGUAAAAGAUAAUAAUGCACUACAUGCACAUUGAUAAGACAUUAUAAAGCA
This is a messenger RNA of Melanotaenia boesemani (Boeseman's rainbowfish), 1139 nucleotides long. RefSeq names its product transmembrane protein 138-like. NCBI's taxonomy places the organism in Eukaryota, Metazoa, Chordata, Actinopteri, Atheriniformes, Melanotaeniidae. Gene Ontology annotation, cellular component: cilium. The coding region runs from base 1 to 651 and encodes 216 amino acids. The record is from RefSeq and is a predicted model, not a curated record. The transcript has 5 exons.